AUGGCUGGCAAGUUCCUAGGCCAGCAGUUCUACGACAGAAUCGUCGCCAACAUGAAAGAUGACCUGUUCACCAAAAUCAGCAUGGACUACAUCCACGAAGUCUGCUUCAGUGCCUACGCACGACCGGAUCUCGAGUUUCGGGAGCGGUCACUGCUGAAUCUCGGCAUGCUGAUUGCGUUGGGUCGAGGGCCGGAGCUUCGCAUCCACAUCCGGGCAGCUGCGAACAAUGGCUUCACCGAGGAACAGAUCGCAGAAGCUUGUCGGCAUGCGAUGAUUUAUUGCGGCGUACCAGCGGGACGAGACGCCCUGAUAAUUGCGAGCGAGGUAUUUGAGCAGCUGAGGCAGGCCGGCGAGUAUCCGAAGAAGUAA
Molecule: messenger RNA, 369 nt
Organism: Cladophialophora yegresii CBS 114405
Lineage: Eukaryota; Fungi; Ascomycota; Eurotiomycetes; Chaetothyriales; Herpotrichiellaceae
Exons: 2
Coding region: 1-369 (122 amino acids)
Molecular function (GO): peroxiredoxin activity
Source: RefSeq, a predicted model, not a curated record